GUUUUCAUUCUUUCGCCCUUUGCUCUUUUGUACCAACAUCAUUAGCUAUCCUUGAUGCCUCGCGACGAAGAUGACGCUAUCCUAUCACUCGAAGGGUUCGCACUCGAAGGUCUGCUUACUGAUCUGCACCCCGAAGCGUUUUCCGGUUUACGUGGACAACUUGGUCUCAGUCAUGCAAACAUUGGAUACGGUCGAGAGGAUCUCUACAACGGGAAGUUUGCUGACGAUGAUCCAGAUAUCCCGUCCAAUCAAGCGGAUGAGAAUUCUCGGAUAGCUCGCAGUAGUCUCUUCGGAUCAGGUAGUGGAAGAGACUGGGAAGAUGAAGUAGACAAAGAGUUUCAAGAGGACAAAGAUCGACUAGUCUAUGGCGGACGAGCUCCGAUCAAUAAAGUUAGAGGAGAAAUUGAUGAUUAUGACGACGACGAUGAUGAGGAAGAGGAAGAAAGUCUAGCUGCCGAUAGUCCUCAAAUGUAUCGAAAGGAUCCAUCCAAUCGACAGGGACUUCCUAACAUCCACUCAUCCUCCACGGCUACCUCUUCAUCUCCUGGACCUACAACGAUUUCGCCAAUGCUUCCCAAGCCCCUACGACCUGAGCAAGUUGACCUCGAGACCUUGUUCCCCAGCUUCAUCCCCCACACCGUCCUUGAGUUCACUGAGCUCUUCUCCACUUUGCCUCGUAAGCGACAAAAGACCUCGAGUGGUUACGUGAACAUACGAUAUCCACAACCUCCUCAGCAGCACAUUUCCACCAUCAAAUACCUCGAUGGCACGGUAUCAAUCCCAGUUUCAAAGACUUCUCAUCAAUCUAAAUUCCCACAACUACUCGAAGAAGCAUAUAGGGAUCUCAUUCACAAACUUCCACCUGAGAUACCUGUGGCAUAUGAUACAAUGGAGACUGAUGGCAAGGGCGAUACUUCUGAUCACGAACUUGAAGCAAUUACGCAGGCCAAUACGUCGCGGGGUGCUACGCCUUGGAAGCUGCCAACGGACGAACGGGGUUGGGAAGCAUUGACUAUGGCAGACUGGGAGGACGGUAUUGUAUGGCAGCCUGAGGUUUCGCAGAGCAAUUCCUCAGCCCGACCUCUUGAUACACUCACUAGAUUGACACGUCCGCGGAAUCGCGCAAUCGAGGAAGGUGACUGGCUAAGAAGUGUAAUAUGGGACGCGAAGAAUGGAACGUGGAAGGACUUUACUGGUUUGGAGCUAUUGCCCCAAGAUGUUGAAAAGGAUCCCCAACCUCCAGACCCACUUGCAACUGUGAUCGAUAGCUCACUUUCUCCACAGAAGCAAUCAUCUACAGCAAAAGGUAAUCGGCCACAAUCCCUGGAUCCAUUCAAUCUUUCCAAUGACCGCCUUUAUGAAGUCUCAAAAGAACAACGCCGUCGCGUCCGCCAGACGUUCGGAAACCUUGAAGUCCAGCAUUCAUACCCAGCGUUGAAACUUCACUUUCCAUUGUACAAGACUCGGCUCACUAAACACGAAGCCCGUUCCUUCCACCGACCUGCCCUACAAUUUCCACUCAACAUUCCCAUCAAAUUCUCUCGUGUCAAGAUCGCCAAAAAGAAGAAAGAUAAAACCGGUCGUAAGAUACGCAAUACCGCUGUUGCAUCCGAGUUGCUCAAAACUACUGCGGACUUGACGUUGAAAGAUACGGGUGCAUUUAUGUUGUUUGAAUAUUCCGAAGAGGCGCCACCUGUAAUCUCAAAUGUAGGCAUGGGAAGUAUACUUGUGAAUUAUUACCGAAAGAAAAAUGCUAAUGAUGAGUAUGUGCCGAAAGAUGAUCUAGGUGAACCAUUUGUGCUAGAUGUUGCCGAUGCAUCUCCAUUCAUGAAGUUUGGCAGUAUUCCACCCGGAGAAACGGUUCCAACACUUUAUAACAACUUAGUACGCGCUCCAUUGUUUAAACACAAAGCAAACGAGACAGAUUUCCUAGUGAUCAAGAGUGUGACAGAGACAGAAACAAAUUACUAUAUAAGGGCAAUCGAGAAUGUCUUUGUGAUCGGUCAAACGUUCCCAGCUGUCGAAGUUCCGGGUCCACAUUCUCGAAAAAUCACGAACCUGACUAAGCUCAGACUCCAUAACAUUGCCCAGCGACUCACUGAGAGAUCGACUGAUUCAAGACUCAAAAUUCAAACUUUGAUGAAAUAUUUCAACGACCAAAACGAAUUGCAAAUGCGACAGAGGCUGAAGGAAUUCAUGGAGUAUGUUCGCAGAGGUCAAAAUCAAGGAUACUGGACAAUGCGAAGCAAUUUCAAAUUGCCGGAAGAUUUGCUCAAACUCUCCACCCCAGAAUGGGUUUGUUUAGCUGAAAGUAUGCAAGUAGGGCAACGUCAAUUGUUAGAUGCUGGUUAUGGUAAAGAUGCAGAUGCAGAAGGAGAUGGAGAAGACCAGAGUAAACUAGAUAUUGAACAACAGCUUGCUCCUUGGAGUACAACUAAGAACUUCCUACAAGCAGCUCAAAGUAAGGCAAUGUUGAGACUUUAUGGUGAAGGUGAUCCUUCAGGUCGAGGGGAAGCAUUUAGUUUUAUCAAGGUCUCGAUGAAAGAAGUUUUUCUAAGGUAUGGAGAAACUAUGGAAGAUCGACAAGCUGAGAUCGCUGCGCGGCCAAAGUCGACUCACAAAAAUAGUCAUAACGAGCAGCAAGAUGUUUACCAGCAAGAAAUCGAAAGAAUAUGGCAUUCUCAACGUAUUGCACUUAGUAAUCCAAUUCCACCUCAACUGACCCAAGAAGAUGAACUGAGGGCUCGUGGGCGCCAUCCUCAUUCAAUAUCACAUCAACACCAUCAUCAUCACGGUCCCGACACGCCCUGGUCGGCAGGAGUGGGGACGCCGGUCGAUUGGUCAAAUUCACGCCGUUCAAGAUCUCCUUCCUCUUUUAGCCGUCAAUCGUCCCCCGAAAGAGAUGAUGGGAUGAGCAUGGGUAGUCGACACAACGUAGUAGGAGCAAACAAGGCCUUGAAAAUUCGUCGAUUGAUUGAUGGGAAAUGGCGGACUGAAGUAGUACGAGAUCCGACAAUUGUCAAUGCCUAUCUACGCCAACGUCGAUUGAUAGACGAGCAAGAAUCUUCGACUGAAGCUCUCAUGCCUAGUGAUGAUCCAGAGAAGAAUCGCAUGGCAAAGAAACGGAUCGAAGAAGUGUUAGCCAAGCUCAAGCGAAACCAAGAGCGUAGAUUAGCCCGUAAGAAUGCAAAAGAAGCACAAGCUUUGUUAACAUCAUCUACAAUUACAAAGCGACCUAGUAUCAUUCCAGCUGUCACGCCUACCAUUCAGUAUCCUGAAGGCUCCAGGGGUCCAGUAAGAAAAUGUGGAAAUUGUGGCCAGGUUGGUCAUAUGAAAACUAACCGAAAGUGUUCAAGAUGGCAUGAGUUUUACGGUGUGAUUGGUGGAAGUGGAACUCAAACAGGUGACGAGUGAGUGUAUUUGACGAGUCAACGAGAGUGGAUUGCGUUUUGUCUUGGGUAUCUCUAUGUGACUUGAAAAUUUCAAGGACUGUAGAAAUCACUGUAAUAAAUACGGUCACUGACCCAACUGCAUAUAAGAUAUGGAUAAAUAUCUUCACCACAUACAAAUCAGAAGUAAUGUGAAA
Melampsora larici-populina 98AG31 is the source of this 3586-nucleotide messenger RNA. RefSeq lists its product as uncharacterized. Gene Ontology annotation, biological process: transcription by RNA polymerase II; RNA polymerase II preinitiation complex assembly. The coding region runs from base 55 to 3414 and encodes 1119 amino acids. Gene Ontology annotation, molecular function: RNA polymerase II general transcription initiation factor activity; histone acetyltransferase activity; TBP-class protein binding. The transcript has 10 exons. NCBI's taxonomy places the organism in Eukaryota, Fungi, Basidiomycota, Pucciniomycetes, Pucciniales, Melampsoraceae. The record is from RefSeq and is a predicted model, not a curated record. Gene Ontology annotation, cellular component: transcription factor TFIID complex.